UGUCUGUGAUUUAUUUCAUCACCUGCAAAAUUGGGGUGACCAGUGCCCCUGUCAGAGCUGAUGGGAAGAUUCAGUGAGCGCUGUAUUUGAAACAUUUGAUCAGUGCCUCACGCACAGUAAGCUCCUUGCUGGUUCAGCAUCCCUUCCCAGAGCCCCUGGAAGCCAACUGUGUUUGGAAUUCAGAAUUCAGAGGAUAAUAAGAUGUGCUUAUAUAUUACAUGACAGCCCCAGCAGGGUCAUAACCAGACACUAAUGCUUCUGUAGCAAAACCUAUGAAUAUUCACAUGAAGGGAGAAAGAUAAAGACUCUAAGUAGCUUCAGAUUCUCGCGCAGCCUUUGAGAUGAUGGGCCUGGGAAACGGACGCCGGAGCAUGAAGUCUCCGCCCCUGGUGCUGGCCGCCCUGGUGGCCUGCAUCAUCGUCCUGGGCUUCAACUACUGGGUCGCCAGCUCCCGCAGCGUGGAUCUCCAGACGCGGAUCCUGGAGCUGGAGGGCAGGGUCCGCAGGGCGGCCGCGGAGAGAGGUGCCGUGGAGCUGAAGAAGAACGAGUUCCAGGGAGAGCUGGAGAAGCAGCGGGAGCAGCUUGACCGGAUCCAGUCCAGCCACGACUCGCAGCUGGAGAGCGUCAACAAGAUAUACCAGGAUGAAAAGGCGGUUUUAGUGAAUAAUAUCACCACAGGUGAGAAGCUCAUCAGAACCCUGCAAGACCAGUUAAAGGCCCUGCAGAAGAAUUAUGGCAGGCUGCAGCAGGGUGUUCUCCAGUUUCAGAGGAACCAGACCAACCUGGAGAGGAAGUUCUCCUACGACCUGAGCCAGUGCAUCAAUCAGAUGAAAGAGGUGAAGGAGCAGUGUGAGGAGCGAAUAGAAGAAGUCACCAAAAAGGGAAAUGAAGCUGUCGCUUCCAGGGACCUGAAUGAAAAAAAGGACCAAGGCCAGCAGCUCCGAGCCCCUGACGAGCCUCAGCCCAGGCCACAGGAAGUCGACCUGCCCCAGGCAGAGGUGCCACCAGUGAAAGGAAACGUGCCCAGUGAUGGCGAGCCCCAGACACCAGCCCCCAGUUCUGAGGUGGCUGUGGAUUUGAGGAGACGAGGUGAGAAAGAGGAGACCAACGAGAUUCAGGCCGUCGGUGAGGAGGCUCUUCAGAGGGACGGGCCGGGGCUGCCGCCGGCACCGCCGGGCCCAGAGCAGGCGGCCGAUGAAGACAGGCCUGCGGGUGGAAGAGGCACUGGGGAAGCGGAGGCGGUGGGCCACACCCCGCCGGCGCCAGCAGCCUUGCUGGAGAGCCCAGAGAACCAGGACACCGAGGACCUAGAGCGGGACCAGCUGGUCGUCCCCGACGGGCAGGAGGAGGAGCAGGACGCUGACGAGGAAGGGAGAAACCAGCAGAAGCUGGGAGGAGAGGAGGACUACAACAUGGACGAAAAUGAGGCAGAAUCGGAAACAGACAAGCAGGCAGCCCUUGCAGGGAAUGACAGAAAUCUGAAUGUUCUUAAUGCUGAAAAUCAGAAAGGAGACAUGAUAAAUUUACUUGAUCAGCGUGAAAAGAGGAAUCACACACUCUGAAUCGAUUAUCCUGUACUUGAUGUCAGGAUUGAACAGAGAUCACUACAAAAUAUUUAUGAGGGGUUGAAUACUGUGAAAUGUACUAAGUAAAAUACACAUCUAAAGAUGA
This is a messenger RNA of Panthera uncia (snow leopard), 1671 nucleotides long. RefSeq names its product golgi membrane protein 1 (gene GOLM1). NCBI's taxonomy places the organism in Eukaryota, Metazoa, Chordata, Mammalia, Carnivora, Felidae. Gene Ontology annotation, cellular component: Golgi apparatus. The coding region runs from base 342 to 1562 and encodes 406 amino acids. The transcript is spliced from 10 exons. The record is from RefSeq and is a predicted model, not a curated record.